AUGUGUAGAGACUGUGUCAAUACUGACAGAAAAGGCAAGAACAAUGACAUUACGCGACAUCUGCUUCGCUUUCCCAAUGCUGUUGCCGAAGUCCUAACCGAAUGGAUUCGCACUCAUCAAGAGAAUCCAUAUCCAACAGCUGCAGAAAAGACGGCCCUUCAAGAGGCGACUGGCUUGGACGGACGACAGCUGAAUACUUGGUUCGCCAACUACCGUCGACGGAAGCAGGCUGCACGCUCAAUUAAACAUACAUCAGCAGUAGUUCAUCAGCUCACAACCAGCUCACAUCAUGGACAACAAGGCAUACAAGCUAACCUCGAGCCUGGAGUCGCCGAACAAAGCCUCCCUUUGCAAUCACAACAGAAGAGAUUCCAAUGCACCUUCUGCACCGACACUUUCGCCACCAAAUAUGAUUGGACUAGACACGAGACUUCCCUCCACCUGCCGCUAAAGCGCUACAUUUGUUGUCCGUUUUCUGCUGUGCAAGUAUGUCCAAGUACUGGUGGUCAAAUAUGUGCAUACUGUGGUCUUGAGACGCCUACUCUGGAGCACAUCGCAUCCCACAACCACCAGUACUGCCAAUCGCGAGAUCCUGAUGCUAGGAUAUUCCUUCGUAAAGACCACUUUCGUCAACAUCUACGCUCUGUUCAUGAGAGUGACAUGCUUCCGCACAUGGAUCAUUGGCUUCUGGAAGCUGUGUGGAUUAAUAGCCGUUGCGGCUUCUGUGGUCAGCGCUUUACACUGUGGAAUGAAAGAAACGAACACAUCGCGAGUCACUUCAAGAUUGGAUAUCAUAUGGACAUGUGGAAAGGUUGCAGAGGUUUUGAUGGUGCAGUAUCUGCCCAAGUCACUGCAGCCAUGCCCCCAUUCCUCAUUGGCCUGGAACGUCUACGUCCCUUUCCUUUCAGCGCUUCCAAUGCUAAACGUCGCCCGGGUCUUCCGCAUAGCAGGUCGUGGGAGUUUCUUGUAACAGGCUUGCAUCGCUUGGUUAAAGAGAGGGUGUCACAAAGUCGUCCCGUCUCGGAUGUAGAGCUUCAAAAUGAAGCUCGACUUCUCACCUAUGGUUCCGCCAAUGCUGAUAUCAGCACAGCAGCGGAUAAUCCCGAAUGGCUGGAUCUCUUCAAGAGGGCAUAUAGUCUGGAUAUCUUGACUUGUCUCACAGAAGGCAAAGUCAGACCAGCCGAUGACCUCGAAGUCUACCAUGAUCUUGGUAUCUCCAUGCCUUCUCUAUCGCAAGAACAACAUCAAUCGGCUCUGUUUGCAUUAUUCCAGAGUGAUGGGCCCAUCCCAAAGGGAUAUCUGCGAUUCUCCGCCUCACGAGUACCUCUGCAAAAGGCGUUGCCCUUCGAGACCAUUGCCGGUCCGUGGCCUGAUGCGGGACUUUUAGGAGAGAUGCUGAUUGUUGCUGAGUGGGUGUUUCGUAAAACGCUUGGUGCACAAAUCAACCCGGCUUUAUCGGCACCAGAGACAGUGAACACAUGGCCUUGGACUGUCGACAAUGACGAUGCUGGAGAUUUGUUGUUCGAUCAACUGAUGCUGCCUUGGAACGAGAGCUUUGGCCCAAGGAUAUCUAUCAUCGAUGAUGUUCAGAGCGAAACUGAGCCGAGAUUUGAGACUGUGGAUUGA
This is a messenger RNA of Aureobasidium uvarum, 1626 nucleotides long. NCBI's taxonomy places the organism in Eukaryota, Fungi, Ascomycota, Dothideomycetes, Dothideales, Saccotheciaceae. The record is from the annotation of a GenBank genome assembly.